AUGCUGUUGCGCAGUCGAGUGUUCCAGGGGGCUGCCAUGGGCGCCGCCGCCACCCUGAAGCACCAGUACACCUCCACCGGGAGCAACAUCAAGGGCGCCGACAAGAAGACGCGGUGCCGCACGUCCCUGCAGGUAUCACUCUCCACUGAUAAGCCUGGCGAGCUGUGUCACCUGCUGAGCGUCUUCAAGACGUACAGCAUCAACAUCAGCCAGGUCGCCAACCGUCCUCGCGCGUACGAAAACAAGGCGCCGCUGUGCACCAUCUUCCUCGACGUGGAUGCCUACAUUGAGAGCGAAAGCAUGAAGAAGGUCAUGGCGGAGCUGAACGCAAAAUUUUCAAAUGUUGUCGUGUCCGGAUCGUGGGUGAUUCCGUGGUAUCCGACGGAGCCCAAAGACCUCGACAAACUCGAUCAGAGCACGCUCGCUGCCGGCGAGGAGCUGCAAGAAGACCCGGAGAACCCCCACCCUGGCUUCCACGACGAGGUCUACCGCGCCCGCCGCCGCGAGAUUGUCAGGCUUGCCAAGAACUACAAAACCGGCGAUCAGAUCCCGAUUGUAAACUACACAGAGGAGGAGAACCGCGUGUGGACGGUAGUCUACGACCACCUGGCCCGCCUGUACCCGACGCACGCGUGCCAGCAGUACAACUACGUCUUUCCGCUGCUCCUCGAAAACGGUGUGCUGAGCCGCACCCAAAUGCCGCAGCUGCGCGAUGUGAGCGAGUUCCUGAACGAGGCGACCGGCUUCACGGUGCGCCCGGUGACGGGGCUGCUGACGUCGCGCGACUUCUUGAACGCCCUGGCGUUCCGCAUUUUUUACAGCACCCAGUACAUUCGCCACGCCGCGCAGCCGUUGUACACGCCGGAGCCGGACAUGGUGCAUGACAUCAUUGGUCACCUGCCCCUGCUCUCUGAUCCUGACUUCGCCAAGUUCACCCAGACGAUCGGCCUCGCGUCCCUUGGUGCCAGCGAUGAGCUGCUGGACAAAUUGGCAAAGGUCUACUGGUAUAGCGUCGAGUUCGGCCUCUGCAGCGAGGGUGGCCGGCGCAAGGCCUACGGUGCUGGUGUUUUAUCGAGCUGUGGCGAGCUAGAGUACGCACUGAGCGACAAGCCGGAGUGCGUCCCGUGGGACCCCACAGUGGCCUCCAAAACGCCGUUCCCCAUCACCAAGUAUCAGCCGCGGUACUUUGUGGCCGAAAGCUUCCCAGAUGCGCAGCGUAAGCUGGAGACGUGGCUCAGCUCUCAGGAGAGGCCGCUGUACACCGUCUACAACUCGUACUCGCGGUGCGUGCAGUCGUACCCGAAGAACACGUGGAACAUGCUUCAGGAGCAGAUGAAGCGAACGAACUUCACCUUCUAA
Leishmania mexicana MHOM/GT/2001/U1103 is the source of this 1359-nucleotide messenger RNA. Its product is annotated as putative phenylalanine-4-hydroxylase. The record is from RefSeq and is a predicted model, not a curated record. Bases 1 to 1359 code for a protein of 452 amino acids. The transcript has a single exon. Gene Ontology annotation, molecular function: iron ion binding; oxidoreductase activity, acting on paired donors, with incorporation or reduction of molecular oxygen, reduced pteridine as one donor, and incorporation of one atom of oxygen. Lineage: Eukaryota; Euglenozoa; Kinetoplastea; Trypanosomatida; Trypanosomatidae. Gene Ontology annotation, biological process: aromatic amino acid metabolic process.